AUUUCUGAAGUCUUUGCAGAUAAGGCCUAGGUAUUUCUCAAAAUGAAGACUGUCCUUGUAUUCAUAGCCCUGCUGGUGGCUGUUCAAAGCAACAAAUUAGUUCCCAAGACAGUGGCAAAAGUGAAAGAUGAAUGCUCCCAGACCAUUAAGGUUGGAAAGGGUACAUACACAUUUUAUACGUGUCCACAGGAUUACUACGCAGCUGUGAAAAUGUGUAAAUCCAAAAAUGUCAAAGGCAACUUGUUGUCUAUCCACACCCAUUCCUUUCAUGUGAAACUUCUUGAAGAAUUGAAGCAUUUCAGUAAUACUGAGCAUGAAGUCUGGAUUGGGGCCACAAAAGGCAGCUGGAGUUUUACUUACUACUGGACAGAUGGAAGCCAAAUGGACUAUAAGUUCUGGGCCCAUGGUUCACCUUCUCAUGGCUUUUUUUCUUCAGCUUGCGUGCUGAUGGAAACAAAAGAUCCAGGAUACUGGCGUGAUGUGGACUGCUCCACGGUCAGACCUUUUGUCUGUGAAAUUGUGUGAGGAAUGAGUGAAUCAAGAUAAUCUGCAUCUGUCUCUGCUUUGUAUCACAUGCUUGAUUUAUUAUUGCUAACGCUGGGGUAGCUGACUGCAGCUCAGAGGAUCUGAUCCAUUUUGCUGUAAAUGAUAUUUCUCACAUUGUAAUUAAAGAAGGGCUGGUGUGUACUUAACUUGGAAGAGCAAAGUUUGUUAUUAGUUUGUUGUCUGUCUUAAACAAUUAGAGAUUGAUUCAAGGAAUUUAUGAACCAAAAACAAACCAGCUUCUUAAAAGUGAUGACAUUCAUGAUUGUUGUUAAUGGUCUCUUUUUCUGUCUCAGAAGAAAGGAUUUCUUAUGAGGUCAGUGAUUUUGCUGAUUGCUUGCUUUGUUUUGCACAUUUUGACGAUGUUAUGUGCUAUAGAUAUUUUCAUUAUUCUGUAAUAAAGAGUGAUUGAUACAUAACAACAUUUAACAUUACAACAUUCUUUAAAAGAUUCUUGCGUCGAAAUUGAUAGGAAAUAAUAAAACAUUUUA
This is a messenger RNA of Protopterus annectens (West African lungfish), 1034 nucleotides long. RefSeq names its product proteoglycan 3-like. Lineage: Eukaryota; Metazoa; Chordata; Ceratodontiformes; Protopteridae. The coding region runs from base 43 to 525 and encodes 160 amino acids. The transcript has 6 exons. The record is from RefSeq and is a predicted model, not a curated record. Gene Ontology annotation, molecular function: signaling receptor activity.